Porites evermanni is the source of this 706-nucleotide messenger RNA. The record is from the annotation of a GenBank genome assembly. NCBI's taxonomy places the organism in Eukaryota, Metazoa, Cnidaria, Anthozoa, Scleractinia, Poritidae.
AUGCUGGAUGAAUUCCUUCAAUCUCUGAAAACACUUAGCAAGGAUGGCAACUUCCAAAGUGUCUCUGCUUCUAAAUAUCGUGAAGAAAGCAUCCAGAAUGCUUUUAUUACUGGGUUACGGUCACCUUCGAUCCGCCAGAGGUUGUUGGAGAAUAAUACGCUAGAUUUGAAGACAGUGUUUGAUCAAGCUCGUUCUCUGGAGUUGGCGAUGCGUAAUUCCGAAUCCUACUCUAGUCUUCCUUCAUCUGUCAAUGCAGCAGUUCCACUCGCCACUACUGAGGAUCAGGAGCAGAUAGAUCCCGGCACGCUAGCUGCAGUAGCAUCAGGUGCCUCUACUUGUUUCUUCUGUGGAAACAGUAAGUGAUGCAGUUUGCUUUAAAUGUCAGAAAAAGGGCCAUUUUGCAAAAGUUUGCCGUGGAAGGAAAAUCAGCAAGAACAAAGUUUCAGCUGCAGCCUGGUCUCCCACACUUGCCACAGUGGAUGCCCUGAAUCCCUUUCAAAGUCUUUGGGAACUGUUACUAUCAAAGGAUUGGAAGUCAAAGCCCUCUUUGAUAGUGGUAGCACUGAAAGCUUUAUUCAUCCAAGGUUGGUGGAGAAAGUAUAGCUCUUACCGUUCAUCCUUCAUCUGGUACAGUAUCCAUGGCUACCUCAGUAUCUAGUACAAUUAGUAUCACUGGUACCUGUGCCGUUAAUCUCUCCGACCAAGG